Messenger RNA from Dinoponera quadriceps, 592 nucleotides. RefSeq names its product single-stranded DNA-binding protein, mitochondrial (gene mtSSB). Lineage: Eukaryota; Metazoa; Arthropoda; Insecta; Hymenoptera; Formicidae. Gene Ontology annotation, biological process: mitochondrial DNA replication; positive regulation of helicase activity. The record is from RefSeq and is a predicted model, not a curated record. The transcript has 4 exons. The coding region runs from base 136 to 558 and encodes 140 amino acids. Gene Ontology annotation, molecular function: single-stranded DNA binding. Gene Ontology annotation, cellular component: mitochondrial nucleoid.
AUCGACUCAUCGAUAGAACAUAACCUUCCGUUAGUGGGAGUCAUACACCGGUGUCUGUAUGAUUCUUGACUUGCAAUUUGAUUAUUGCUAUUUUAUUUUUAGUGGACAUAAAUAAUUUACAGUGGGCUUGUCACAAUGUUGCGCAGAGUUAUCUUAGGAACACGCAAUCAUAUCGGUCGAUUAAACAACGCACGAUUUUUAUCACAAGACACUAAUGAAGCCACAAAAAUAGAAAAGUCUGUAAAUAGUGUAACUUUACUGGGAAGAGUUGGGGCAAAUCCACAGAAACGUGGUACUACUGAGCAUCCAGUUGUAAUAUUUUCUCUCGCAACGCAUACAAACUAUAAGUAUGAAACAGGUGAUUUCAUGCAAAGGACAGAUUGGCAUAAGGUAUGUGUCUUCAAACCUAAUCUGAGGGAUGCUGUAUAUCAGUUCUUGAAAAAAGGCCAGCGAGUAAUGGUUAAUGGUAGAUUAAGUUACAGUGAAUUUAAAGAUGAUGAAGGAAAUUCUCGUCCUAGUACAGCUAUCAUAGCAGAUGAUGUAAUAUUUUUUCAAUGAGGGCAUAUGUACAUGUAAAUGAUAUAUCUUUUUA